Corythoichthys intestinalis (scribbled pipefish) is the source of this 3316-nucleotide messenger RNA. Its product is annotated as NACHT, LRR and PYD domains-containing protein 12-like. The record is from RefSeq and is a predicted model, not a curated record. Bases 1 to 2610 code for a protein of 869 amino acids. Gene Ontology annotation, biological process: intracellular signal transduction. The transcript has 6 exons. NCBI's taxonomy places the organism in Eukaryota, Metazoa, Chordata, Actinopteri, Syngnathiformes, Syngnathidae. Gene Ontology annotation, molecular function: protein binding.
AUGGACGUGGAGUUCAAGGGGAAGGUCUACGGCAUUCCCACCAAACUGCUGGCAGUUGUUUUCAUUCAUUUCCUUGCUUCCGAGGGCACCACCGAGCGUUGGCAGCAGCAGCCCCUGACGGAUGUCUACACGGAGCUGGAUGUCAUCUACGGAGCAGAAGUCAGCCCCGACGAGCGGCACGAGGUCCUUCAGAUGGAGACGUGCACCGCGGUCAAGGAGUCUAUCCUGCCAUGCGACAUCUUCAAAAGCCCUGAUGGGACGCAACGACUGAUACGCACACUUCUUACUGUCGGCUUCGCGGGAAUCGGAAAAACCUUCUUGGUUCGAAAGUUUGUGUUGGACUGGGCCACUAGAAAUAGCAAUCAGGAUGUGCACUUCAUAUUUCCCUUCACCUUCCGCGAGUUGAACAUGGACAAAGGAAAAAGCUUCACGUUGGCCGAGCUUAUCCGACUCUACGUGUGGCACAUGAGCGAGGGGACGCUGAACAAAAUAUUUGCCGACCUGCAGAUGUCCGGGAGGCGGGACUACGAAAGCAGCAGGAUUAAGAUCUUGUUUGUCCUGGACGGACUGGAUGAGUGCUGCUUCAAAAUGGACUUAAAGAACCACACCAAAGUGGACAUAGAUUUGAAGAAGGCUUACCCGCUGGAGGUGCUCCUGGCGCACCUCGUCAAAGGGAACCUGCUUCCUUGCGCCCGGGUUUGGAUUACCACGCGGCCCGCGUCGGCCCGCGAUAUCCACUCCGACUUCAUCGACAGCCGAACAGAAGUGAGAGGAUUCACCGAUUCUCAGAGGUUGGAGUACUUCAGGAAAAGGUUCCCAAAUGAGGAGCGCGUUAUUGAGCACAUUCGGAAAUCUCGCACCAUCUUCAUCAUGUGCCACAUUCCCAUCUUCUGCUGGCUCACCUCAACAGUUCUUCAGGAUUAUUUGGACAAAAGGAAAGAGGGAGAGCUUCCCACAACGCUGACUGACAUGUACUCAGGGUUUUUAGGUCACCUACUGGAAAACUCCAAGGAGAGAAAUACAGCGGAGUACAUCCUUGACGUGAAACCGCUAGCCAAGCUGGCCUUUGACCACACCAUGAAUAAGUGUCAAAUCUUCUACGAGAAAGACCUGGUGGACAGCGGUUUUGAUUACAGCCAAGCUGCAAAACACUCCGGAAUAUUCACUGAGGUCUUUAAGGAGGUCCCUCCGCUCAGAAGAAACAAACAGAAGAUGUUUCAGUUCCUUCAUCUGACCAUCCAGGAGUAUCUGGCCGCACUGUACGUAAUGAUGAGCCUCUUCCAUGACAACAAGAACGUACUGGAUGAUUCAGGAUGGUUACUGAAAAAAGUGGCCGAACUUUUGAAGCAGACCACAAUCACUGAGGUCCAGCAGUCAGCUCUGCAGAAAGCCUCAGAGAGUGAAGGAAACCUGGACCUGUUCGUCCGCUUCCUCUUUGGUCUUUCCUUGCCGUGCAAUCAGGAACUAGUGGGGGAACUGCUGAAGGCUCCUCAGGACUAUGGGCAAAGCAAGUCAAAGACAGUGGAGUUGAUCCAGGAAAGGAUAAAACGGAACACUCCAGAGAAGAACGUCAACUUGUUCUACUGCCUAAACGAGCUGAAGGACGACUCCUUGCUGAAGCAGAUCCAGCAGGAAUUAGCUUCAAGACGUUUGUCCUGGCAACAAAUGUCAAAUGACAUGUGGUCAGCCCUGGCCUUCUUCUUACUUACAGACGACGAAACCAUGAAGUCCUUUCAUCUUGCCAGCUACUCCCCAUCACCGUUGGGGCUGGAGAAGCUGCUGUUGGUGGUCAGGGCUUCUCAAAAAUCACAAUCCAUUAUUAUUAUUCAUAGCACCAUACUAAAGUCAGCAGAAGUUAGGUUUGGCUCACUCUCACGACUUCUUCCUGUGUUCUCCAGUCUAAAUCAGUGUUGGCUGGACAGAGGCAGCUGUCACCUGCUGGCUUCUGUUCUAAGUUCUCCAUCCAACCUUAGGCAUCUGGACCUGGGCUGCAACCACGAUGUGUCGGACAAGGGGGUCGAGAUCCUCUCAAAAGGACUGGCCAGCCCACACUGCCACUUAGAAGUCCUCAACCUGUCAAUGUGCUGGAUAACAAGGCGAGGAUGCAUUUCAUUGACUGAGGUUCUCAAGUUAAACCUCUCACAUCUUCAAGAGCUGGACUUAAACGGUAACAAACUGUCGGACGAGGGGGUUGAAAUCCUCUCAAAAGGACUGUCCAGCCCAAACUGCAUCUUAAAAGUCCUCCAUCUAAGAAAAUGCUUGGUCACAAAGCGAGGAUGUGUUUCACUGGCUGAGGCUCUCAAGUUAAACACCUCCCAUCUUCAAGAGCUGGACCUGAGCCUGAACGAUCUGUCGGAUGAGGGGGUUGAGAUCCUCUCGAAAGGACUGAGCAGCCCACACUGCAUCUUAAAAGUCCUCAGGCUGUCACGGUGCGGGAUCGCAGAUAAAGGAUGCAUUUCAUUGGCCAAGGCUCUCAAGUUAAACCCCUCCCAUCUUCAAGAGUUAUUUCUCAUCAACAAUCGAAUAAAGGAAGAAGAAAAGAGGGUCUUAUUAGAGCUCAAGGAAGAUCCCAGCUAUAGAGUCUACCCACGCACCACGUGUUCGCUGUAGGGUUCCGCCCACUUGUCCGUCAUUUUGACUCUGUAUUUGCAUUGCUUUCAAUUGAUGGCGCAAUUUAAAAUGCAUUUCAUGGAAGACCCGGUGCUUUCUGAUGCCGCAAACUCACUGGAUCUAUUGCAUAAAAGGCGUUAUGAGGAAAAGCUUCGUUCUAUACAGUCGCCAGAUCCAUAUUUGAUGCCCAAAUCGAUGUUUUUCGACCCACUGUCUUCGCCCUGUCUGCCUGACAUCUGCUACGCUGAUAUUUAAAAUGAUCUUGUCCACACAAAAUCGGCCUAUUCUCACGAAAAACUUCAAGAGCUUGGACGCUUAUAAAUACUUCGUUGCUGGUUGGGUGAAACAGGUCCUCGUUUGGCAGGAAUCUAUCUUGUGCUUGGAAAGGUGAGUUACGAAAUUUUCAAUUCGAAUUCUUUUGUUAUUGCUAACAUCCACUGUCAAGUCUAAUGUAUUUCAUGUCGUUUGUCAAUGGAGUUAAGGCUUUUAAUGUUUAUAUGGUUUAGCGAUAGCACGCACUACAUAAAGGCUUUUAAUGUUUAUAUGGUUUAGCGAUAGCACGCACUACAUACAUACGUGUAUGUUGUCGGCGAUUAGCCUAGCAAUGAUCUUAAUUGUGGUUAUUUGUCAGCCCCGUAGACGAGGCCAGUUUCCCUCACUUGGUACCAGCUAAAUAUUAUUCGAAAAAUAACGAUGGUGGAAGAAA